Molecule: messenger RNA, 3710 nt
Organism: Cloeon dipterum
Lineage: Eukaryota; Metazoa; Arthropoda; Insecta; Ephemeroptera; Baetidae
Product: signal peptide, CUB and EGF-like domain-containing protein 1
Exons: 20
Coding region: 6-3536 (1176 amino acids)
Biological process (GO): signal transduction
Cellular component (GO): cell surface
Molecular function (GO): calcium ion binding
Source: RefSeq, a predicted model, not a curated record
GUCUGAUGCUCAGAGGUGGAAUGGUCAGGUGCUACUGCUCUAUCGAGAGAAUGAUCUGGUUAUUCGUAAUGCUUGGUAUUUUGAUAGAGGGGGCACAAUUACACGUGGAAAAUGUUCAUGUGAAUUUGCGCAAAGGGAUCGUCAUCGGCUAUAGCGACAACGUGCAAUUCAUGGACUCGCCCGUCUCAAAUGAAACAUCAAGCUCAUGUAGCAAGAGUUCCGUGAUGCGGAUCAGCUUUGAUCGAGACUUCAAAGCUGUAAAGCUAUCCUUCAAGUAUAAGCGCCCACAAUCAUGGAUUCUUCACAUUUCUGAUCAAUACAAUGUCGAGGGCUAUGGGCAAGGUGAGCCUAGAGCAGAUUUAGAGUUGCAAGUGGUCAACAGCCAGAUGCGCGUGUACGGCCACUCAAAAGAUCCCAUGCUGGGUUCACAUAAAAAAUACUUUAUCGCCGAGGACACCCCUCGCGUGCUGCAGAAGGUUCUCGACGGCACCAUCAAACCAGAACUCAACUCAGAGAUGAUCAUUAGUUCUGGCCACUCACCCAGCAUUAGCUGGCACAAUGGACAACUUUUAGAAAUGCUCCCGGCGCCAUCAAAGCCAUUCAGCGCCAUUUAUGUAGCGCUCAAUAGUGCCCUCAACGGACCCUGGUUGCCAGGGUCGGGGCUGUGCUCUGUUGACGUGACCAUGAUGGAGAAUGAAGGUCAAUGUUUGAAGACUGGUGGGCAAAAGUGCGACAAGAACGCGUUUUGUCGACCAGGGCUGAAAGAUAACCGCUGCACUUGCAAACAGGGCUGGGAGGGCAAUGGAAAAACGUGCACAGACGUGGACGAGUGUCGCAUCAGGAACGGAGGAUGCGUACACUAUUGCGUAAACACGCCCGGCUCGUAUCAAUGCAUAUGCCGCAAAGGGUUCGUCACAGACCCUGAAAAUGAUCAUAACUGCAUUGACAAUGAUGAGUGCGCUGCUGAAGGUGCGCUUCAUUGCAAAGGCCGGCUCUGCAUCAACACCAUCGGAUCUUUCUACUGCCAAUGCAAAUCGUUUCCGCUGAAAAUCUACGACAGAGGCGAACAUAACUGCAAACCUACGACGAACGGUUGUCUGAGUUUGGCCUGCACUCACGGUUGCGAAGUCAGCAACAAGCCUUCGUGCUGGUGCCGCGAAAAUUUCUUCCUCAACUAUGACCUCCACUCUUGCAGCCCAACGUGCUCCGCAGGAAACGGUGGCUGUCAACACAGGUGCACGGACAUGCCAAACGGAGCCAUCUGCACCUGUGCGUUAAACUACAAGUUGGCAUUCGACACGAAGUCAUGCCAUGCCACUUGCGCGGUGAAUAACGGAGGUUGUGAACACGUUUGUUUUUUCACUGGCAGUAAAAUCAAGUGCGACUGUCUUGAAGGCUACAAUUUAAACGACGAUGGAAAAACUUGCUCAGAUAUAAACGAAUGCCUCGAACCGCUUAGAUGUGCGUAUGGAUGCUUAAACUCUAUCGGCAGCUAUGAGUGCUUGUGUCCUGAUGGGUUCCGGUUGAGCCCAGAUGGGCGAAGUUGUGAGGAUGUGAAUGAGUGCGAAUUAAAUAAUAUAUGCGAUCACGAAUGCGUCAACACGCAAGGUUCAUUCCACUGCAGAUGCAAGCCUGGGUAUCAAUUGUACAGCAAAUGGCACUGCGGAGAUAUUGAUGAGUGUUCCAUCGAAAACGGAGGUUGCGAUCAAAAUUGCGUCAACACAGAAGGAAGUUUUCAUUGUACCUGUCAGCAUGGAUUCAAACUUCACUUUAACGAGAAAGACUGCAUUGAUUCCAUGGUGUGCUAUUCGCUGAAGCAAGAACCCAAAACCGAGGUGACCUGUGUAGAAAAGGGAGAUGCAACAAUCACCUGCGACGUUCGCUGCACAGGCAAUGCUAGUCUGACAACGGAAGAGCCACAAAACUACUUUUGCGGACGGCCAACAAAAUACGUAUGGGAACAAGGAUCAAAAAAUAAAAGCAACAAUAUGCUUUUAAGUUGCUCUGAUAUGGUGCAACCUACAAUACUCGUGAGCCAAGCCAAAGUUCUUAUGACUGGCUUGAGCUGCAAUGAAAGUAGACUGGAGGCAACCCUUGAAAAAGCAAAUAAUUUAUUUGAAAAAAUGAUAGGUAAAGUCAAGUGCUCAAAACCGGGUUGCAACGUGACUGUUACCAAUGCUGACUGUGAAUACUCGCAAAAAUCAAUUUCCAAGGCUAAUGCAAAGAAGGGCAACACGUACAAACUGACCCUAAGCAUCUUUCUUUAUACAGAUGAUAUUGAAAAUGAGCUCAAGAGACUGAAGAAACCAAAGAGUGGCAGAAAAAAUACCCAAAAAGUAGUAAAGAAGGUGUUAAGUUCGUUUAGAAAAUUGAUCAACAGUGGGAAUUUUAAUACAAGUGAACUGAAAUUGGUCCCAAAAACCUUCAGACAUCUAGGGAACGAUAAAAGGAUCUGCCUUGAGAACCUGGUUAAAGUGGGGGACGUGUGUGUUGGUUGCGGCAUUGGUUCUUUUUAUUCCAAAGACCAGAAGCAGUGUGUGCAUUGUCCCUUUGGCACGUAUCAAGAAGAAGAAGGGCAGGACAAGUGCAUUCCUUGUAACCCCAAUGGCGAUCUUCAUCAAGCCUGUCGUGAUGUUUGCCAGCCGGGUACCGUCUCCUCUGAUGGACUGAGCCCGUGCACGAAAUGCCCUCAGGGUUUCUAUCAGAACGAAUUUGGAAGAAUCUCCUGCAAGAGUUGCGGGGAAAAAGGAACAAGCAUUUUCCAAGGCUCGACGAGAUUCGAGGACUGCACCAUUAUAGAAACCUGUAAGAGAGGAUAUUACUACAACAUUUAUUCCGGAGAGUGUGAACAGUGUCCUGAGGGCUACUACCAGGACAAGGAAGGUGAAACUCAUUGCAUGAAGUGCCCUGGCGAAACGACUACCGAUUCAGUGGCCGCAACAGACAUCGACCAGUGCAAAAGCACAGAGUGCGUCAAAAAAUUAACAGACAUGCACGGCUACGUGCAGUCGCCCAACUAUCCUGGAGAAUAUCCAACCAACGUUAUAUGCGUCUGGCAUUUGAAACCUGGAGAUGACAUGAGGUUGUUGAUAUUCGUGCCUCAGCUCGAUCUCGCCGACGACAAGUGCGGCGACAGGCUCCUCAUUGCAAAGACAGAAUCUCCCGAUUCCAUAAUAACCUUUGACUCCUGCAAAAGUGUGAAUCGUCCAAUGGCGAUAAUGGCCAGAACAGGUAAUGUAAUCAUCAAAUUCGAGUCGGAUGAAAAGCACACGGCAAAGGGCUUUAGAAUUUCGUUUGUGGCUUAUGAUGCUCAUUACGAAUCACUGAUCGAAAAUAUCGUACAGGACAGCCGAUUAUACGCUUUUCAAAAUCACCUUAAAGUCUUGCAGGAUCAAAAUCUCUUGGAACUUCUAAUGCAAGUUAUUGAGAGGCCGCAAAUCUACUUCAUGAAAUACUCUGUCAAGCAAGAUAGUUUGCUUCCAGAAUCUUUAAUCGAUUUACUGACUGAAAAAGUCAAAGCAUUUUUCACUGAAUAGUUGAAGUAAUGUCGCGACUAUAGGGAUUAAGUACUUUUAAUUUAAUGCGGUGCUGGUAACGCAAGUACUGUAAAUGCUAUUUUUUAAAACAUACUGUGCCGCCCCAAAGCAAGAGCAAGAAUUUGUAAAAUAAUAAAUGUUAUACUGUAAUACCGUUUGUUCUCUGAUGGCCUA